AUUGUUUUCGCUGACAGAUAGAAGCAGAUUUUACAGAGAGAGAGAGAGAGAGAGGCGUAUGGUUUUAGGGACUGUUGGAUCUAUUUUUAUUUUUUAUUUUUUGCGGUUUUAAUUCAAUUUCAUCUGCCUGGGGUUGAUCUAGGCGAGCCGUGGAGCGGUGCGAAUUCUUUGUGAUCUCGCCGGGGACGUGCGCCUAUCGAAGGAUUCCGAUCAUCUGAGGCACUUCCAGGGAUUAAAUUCGAAGUAAGCAUGGUGAAUUCCAUGGUCGAGCGGGCCACUAGCGAUAUGCUCAUCGGUCCAGAUUGGGCCAUGAACAUCGAGAUUUGUGACAUGUUGAAUCGCGAUCCUUCUAGCGUUGGAUUUCCUGUUGGGACGUCAUUACGGUAUUUCAAUGACAACUUUUUGGUCUAGUUGGUUUAUUUACGUACCUUUACCCGGAAGCUCUUGUCUGUCUGUGCCCCUGUUCUUGCUUGCCGGUCUUGUUAACUUCAAAGCUUUAAGUGGUAUUGUGAAGUGGGAAGCAUAUGGUGAGAUGCUGAUGAGUUGCUGUUGUUGAAUUUUGAGUACUCAAGUUCGCAGUUUCGUCUGCAAGGCAAGCUAAAGACGUUGUAAAAGGCAUAAAGAAGCGACUUGGAAGCAAGAAUUCAAAAGUUCAACUUCUUGCUCUAACACUGUUGGAGACAAUUAUAAAGAAUUGUGGGGAGAUUGUCCAUAUGCAUGUUGCAGAGAGAGAUGUGCUUCAUGAGAUGGUGAAGAUAGCAAAGAAGAAGACUGACUUCCAUGUCAAAGAGAAGAUAUUGAUUCUAAUCGAUACUUGGCAAGAAGCUUUUGGAGGACCAAGGGCUAGAUAUCCACAAUUUUAUACGGCAUACCAGGAGUUAUUGCGCAUGGGGGCAGUAUUUCCUCAGAGAACUGAAAGGUCUGCGCCUGUAUUUACACCACUACAAACACAGCCUCUAACAACAUAUCCACAAAAUAUUCGUAACCCAGAUUAUCAACAAGAAGCUGGUGAGUCUUCUGCAGAGGCUGAGUUUCCAACUCUGAGCUUGUCAGAAAUUCAAAAUGCUCGAGGUAUUAUGGAUGUCCUUGCAGAAAUGCUGAAUGCAUUAGACCCGAGCAACAAAGAGGGGCUUAGGCAGGAGGUUAUUAUUGACUUGGUUGAACAAUGCCGCACAUACAAGCAAAGGGUGGUGCACCUUGUUAACUCAACUUCGGAUGAGUCAUUACUUUGUCAAGGACUUGCAUUGAAUGAUGACUUGCAGCGUCUACUAGCCAAGCAUGAAACCCUUGCUUCUGGGACUCAUGUCCAAACAGAAAAAACAAAGCCUGAACCUGUUCGGGCAUUGGUGAAACCAGACACUCCUCUAAUUGAUACGGGAGACAACAAACCAUCUAAUGCGGGGUCCAGUUCCAACACUGGUGCAGGGACACAGCGCCAGCUUCCUGCUCCUCCUGCCACUAAUGGUCUGGCAACUACUCCAAGCAAAGUUGAUCCUAAAAUGGACCUGCUGAGUGGGGAUGACUUCAACUCACCUUCAGCAGAGAAUACGCUAGCAAUCAUUCCUGUGGGCGAGCCCCAGCCAACUACUCCUGUAGCUAAUCAGCAGAAUGCCCUUGCUCUAGUAGACAUGUUUUCUCAAAGUAACAAUAAUCAGCCAGUUUCUCCUGUAGGACAAGCAGACCUGAUGGCGCAAUAUCAGCAACAGCAGAAUUUUCAAUCCCCACAGGCAGUUCACCCUAAUGGGAUUAGCCCAAACAUGAUGGUACCUCAGUAUGAGCAAUCACUAUAUGCACAAGGAACUAAUACUGCCUGGAAUGGACCGAUUUCCCCCAGGCAGCAGCCACCUUCACCUGUCUAUGGUGCUCAGAGCAGUUCACUGCCGCCGCCACCUUGGGAAGUUCAGGUGACAGAAACUAGCCAACUAGAAGGUGGCCAAUAUCCUCAAGCAAUGCAGGUCAGUCAGGUGGUUGUCACAGUUUCCCAUCCCAUGACAAGUGGCAUGCAUCCAGGAUCGCCUAUGGGAAAUUAUCAGGCUGUUGGUAUGUAUGGUCAGCCAGUUACAGGCAGCCCUCUCCCGCCAUUGCAUAACCAGGCCGUGCCCAUGCAGAACAAUCAGCAGCUGGUCGGGAUGCAACCUCAACCAAUCCAGAGCAAUCAGCAGCUGGUUGGGAUUCAACCUCAACCGAUCCAAAACAAUCAGUUUGGGAUGCAACCUCAAGCAAUCCAGGGAGGGCAGUCAAUGGGUGUGUAUCCACAGCCAAUGCAACCUGGGCAGAUGGCUUUUAUGUAUCCUCCACAGAUGUACGGCAACCAAAUGGCAGGAUAUGGGCAUGGAUACGGAUACGGUCAACAACAAAACACCCAGUUCCUCGACCAGAGAAUGUCGGGGCUAUCUGUUAGGGACGAUGUUGCCUUGAGAAAUUCCUCUUAUCAGCCAUCUAUUACAUCCUACACUCUAUCUGGAAAGCCCUCAAAGCCAGAGGAUAAGCUGUUUGGGGACCUUGUCGACAUUUCAAAAUUUAAGCCAACAAAAACUGCUGCUGGUAGAGCUGAAAGCAUGUGAAAUAGCACCUGGAUUUGAGUUUGUCACUUCCUCUUUUUUUUUUUUUUUUUUGCUAAUUAGUUUUGUUAAUCUGCCUUUCUCUUUGACUUUCAUUAUACAUAACGCAUUCUUCACCUUUGCCUCAGAAUCGUGUUGCUUGUUUAAUUGAACCUUGUACAUUCCUUGGAGGAAAAAAAAAAAAGUUGGGUUAUUUCCGUCCUUGGUUGAAUUUGAAUUUGGAAGCCCCUUUGUGACAUAUCCGGUCCUCAUAAAAAUUUGAGUACAGAAUCAGAUGCACUGUUCUUCUCUUUCAACUGUAGGGGCUCAAAAUAGGUAGGUUUGGUCUUCAUGUGAUUGGAGGUUUGAUUGGCCGUACUUGUAGCAAAUUUUUCAUAGUGAUAUUUUAUUAAUUGUGAGUUCUUUGAUCCUUUUUA
Messenger RNA from Diospyros lotus (date-plum), 2977 nucleotides. RefSeq names its product TOM1-like protein 9. Gene Ontology annotation, biological process: protein transport to vacuole involved in ubiquitin-dependent protein catabolic process via the multivesicular body sorting pathway. Gene Ontology annotation, molecular function: ubiquitin binding; phosphatidylinositol binding. The coding region runs from base 714 to 2564 and encodes 616 amino acids. Lineage: Eukaryota; Viridiplantae; Streptophyta; Magnoliopsida; Ericales; Ebenaceae. The transcript has 12 exons. The record is from RefSeq and is a predicted model, not a curated record.